Messenger RNA from Nycticebus coucang (slow loris), 1841 nucleotides. Its product is annotated as band 4.1-like protein 2. Lineage: Eukaryota; Metazoa; Chordata; Mammalia; Primates; Lorisidae. The transcript has 10 exons. Gene Ontology annotation, cellular component: cytoskeleton; plasma membrane. The coding region runs from base 80 to 1048 and encodes 322 amino acids. The record is from RefSeq and is a predicted model, not a curated record.
CACAGGGGGCUGUUGAUCACUUGAAAUAUGGCUGGCAUGACUGAUCUGGCUUGAUCCCACAAAAAAGAUAAAAACACAAAUGCAAAAUCGCUCCUGGCUUUUUACAUUUAAUGUAAAAUUUUAUCCAUCUUGUGCUUCUCAGAUGACUGAGAGUAUUUCCAGAUACCUCCUAUGCCUCCAGAUCCGGGCAGACAUUGUUUCUGGGCGCCUGCCCUGCCCCCCUGUGACUCGUGCCCUCCUGGAAUCAUACACCAUCCAAGCGGAACGUGGAAAUUAUGUGGAUGAUGAGGUCCUCAACAAAAUCAAGCCACAUACUGAUUAUUAUUUUGGGUCCAUUGACACCAAGAAGAUGGAGGACUUGGUAUUGAAUUUCUACAAAGCACAUAUUGGCAUAGCUUCAGCAGAAGCUGAUUAUCAGUUCAUAGAGCACGCCAAGGGACUGCCCAUGUACGGGGUUCAUCUGCAUGAGGCCAAGAACAUCAAGCUGGGCGUGUCUGGCAAUGGCGUGUUCAUCUAUAAGGAAGAGCUGACUUUCUGUCGCUUUGACUGGGGUAACAUCGCAAAGGUCUCCUGUAAGGGCAGUGAGUUUUUACUCAGACUGAGGCUCGAAGAGAAGAACAAAUUUGAUGGCACCAUUACAUUUCAAAUGCCAAGUCCCCAGGCAGCCAAAAGGUUCUGGAAGGAGUGUGUGGAGCAACAUACCUUUUUCAGACUGGAGCAGGCACCUAAAGCAAGAUUUCUCGCCUGGUACAAAUUCAAGUACAGUGGCCGGUCCCUGGCACAGGUCUGCCAGGCAAACGCCUUCAUCAGCAGGGAAACACCAAAGGUUAAGCGUCCUCCUCCCAUGUAUAUCUAUGCACCUUUCAUUGAAGAUGAAAUCGGUCCUUUGGACAAGUGUUAUGAAGGACGUUCCUGGAGAGAUAACAUCAAAUGGCCCUGGUGUCGUAGUCAUUGCCAUCGUAUGACACAGGGCCAGCAGAAAGACACCGAGAGGACUAAAGUCCUGCACUUUUUGAAAGGUGCAAAAACUGAGGAGGAACGACAGUGAGUAAUGUGCCAGGUGAAGCAGGAACUGGGGCAGCUGUUGUUUGAAACCAGGCAUUGUGGCUCCAGAUGCCGCCUCUCUGAACUACAAAAGAAGCCCAUGAUCCCGCUUUACAGGUGAAACCGAAAGGCCUAGAUUUAGCUCCAAGGGAUCAAACAGAAAAAUGUACAUGAUCAUUAAUAAACAAUCAAAAGACAAUUUACUUUGCAAAUUCAAAUAUUUCUUUUCUGAAUCUCAAAAUAGACACAACGCUAAACACAGAGAGAGAUUAGACAUGAAAGAGAUCUAAAUGAGCCUCCAUUACCAACUUCAUUGUGAGGGUUGAUCAUCUGGGACCAUCUGUUGAUCAUCUGGGACAGGCCCUCUGCUUUGCAGGGAGAAUCUUUUCUCCCCAAAUGUAGUCCUCUAGCACACUAGUCCAAUCUUUCUGCUAUUUGUUUCCACCCACUGAAUAUGUAGCAAACAUUCUGCACCCAGUUUGUGGUUGGUAAAUAAAUCCCUGUAGUUGGAUUAGUGAAGAGGUCUCAAGGAUGUCCAUUAUGGUAUUAUAAAUUUUAACUUGUUUUCCAGACUUCCUUAACCUGAAGUCAAUUAAGACACUGUUUACACACACUGUUUGGCUAAAAUUGUGGAUGGGGAGAUGUUUCAGGAAGGAAAGAGGGAGCCUCAUUUGCUUUCAAACAACCAGUAGUUUAUUUUAUUUUUUAAAUACAUGCGAAACAAAAAGCCACACUGAAAUUUUCACUUUCUAGUAUCUAGAAAUAAAACCCAAUUCUGUUCCUUGAAGCCCUGAAUA